AACGUUCCCUUUAAAGAGCCGUAAAUUCCACCUCUAGUGUGUGCUUCAGGUGAGGCUCAUAUUUCAGGAAUGUCUCAAUCGACUCGACUUCCCUGCUCAGAAAAAGACUCAUACGUGCUUGUGAGCCGGACGGCAGCGUUUCCCUCCUCCAUGGACUCUCUGACUAAAGCAGGGAAGGUUUAUCUCCGACCUCAAAAAGCUGGAAAAAAAUGGAAGCCGAUGUGGUUGUCUCUGUUUCCCCCCAGCAGCAGUGGAGUGGGCCGGCUGGAGAUCCAGGAUAUGGGAGCACGCAGUCCAGGAGGGGACCAUGGCACCGGGGUCUGGAGACACCAGCAGCCUUACGGGGACAGGAAAGCGAAGGUGGUCCGACUGUCGGAGCUGAUCAGCGUCCUCAGGCUCCCUCCCAACGCUGAGGCCUGUCCCAUGGAGAACAUGUCAGCGUUCUGUGUGGAGACCCAGGACAGAACCUUGGUGUUUGCUGCUUUUAAAGACGAGUGUGUGGACUGGGUGGGCAAACUGUGUCACAGCACCUUUCAGAGAGGGGCCAGCUCAGAGUCCAACCAGCUUCACGUGGAAGAGAACCAGAUUUAUGCAUCAGCAGAUGACGUUUCACAGUUCUGGGUGGUGAUUCAGAGGACAGAUGCAGCGACCCGAUGUGGCCUGCAGGGGUCAUUCUGGCUGGAGGUGGGACACAAGACACUGCUGCUAAAAGAAACGCAGAAGAAGAACACUGUGAUGGAGUGGCCGUAUGAACUGCUGAGGCGAUACGGGAAGGAUAAGCUGGCUUUAACCAUCGAAGCAGGCCGGCGGUGCAAUUCUGGACCUGGAACCUUCUCCUUUGAGACCCAGCAGGCUGAAAAAAUCUUCUCUCUGAUUCAGAAUGCCAUCAAACUGAAAACUUCACCUUCCACUUCAGGCAACCAAAUUCAGGAGUGUGAGAAAGUCCAGCUGACUAACAUCCGUGCUCAUUCCCCUCUUCCCAAAAUCCCGGACAUGACCAGCAUGGCAGCCAUGCUGGACAGCAAACUGAGGACACAGGACAGGAGGUCUCCUGUGUUUGAGGACUGUGCACCUGCUCUCGAAGGUGUGGUUGGUCAGUCAGAAGGUUCACCUGCUCCAAUCACACUCAUGCCCCUCCCACUGGUCCCAACACAUAACAGAAUCUCUAGAGAUGACCACGAUGGCCGAUCAGAUGGUAUAUAUGCUGAGCCAGCGAAGUGCGUCCUGUCUGCAGCGGCAUCCCAGCCAACCACAGCGCUGUACGUGGAUCCCGCCAGCAUUCUUCCUCUCAAACCUCCAGGCUCCAGAGAAUCCACCUGUCCUCUUUCCGCCUCCACAGACCCACAUCUGGAUUCGGUUUACUCUGAAGUUUUUGACAAAGUCAGUCUAGUGCAGGACAAACUAACUGUCCUCCCGGGCCCAACAAAGUUUUCUGGGGGGGCUGAACCCAUUUACAGUGAGCCAGUGAGCAAGGCAGAAUCAGAGUCUGUAAAAGGUGAAAGCAAACCCGACCCGUUUGCCCACCUGUAUGCUCAGGUGUGCAAAAAACCACCCUCAUCAUCUCUUCCUUCAACAUCCGUCAGCACAUCUGCCUCCUCAGCCACCGCUGGUCCGGAUGAUGUCAUCUAUGAAAACCUGGGAAUCAUUUAAUCAGCUGAUCAGAGCCUCUUGAGACAAACACUGAAUACUGUUAACAUUUUAAACUUCAACAGUUUUUUUUAUUGUUCUUGGUAUGAGUCAAUAUUCUCCCUUAUGAUUGCAUUCAUAUUUUUACUCCUUUUGCUUAAACCAGAUGUACUAAAUAAAUUAAUCCUGUGUA
This is a messenger RNA of Melanotaenia boesemani (Boeseman's rainbowfish), 1819 nucleotides long. It is a transcript of the gene dok1a, whose product is annotated as docking protein 1a. The record is from RefSeq and is a predicted model, not a curated record. Gene Ontology annotation, biological process: positive regulation of MAPK cascade; cell surface receptor protein tyrosine kinase signaling pathway. The transcript is spliced from 7 exons. Gene Ontology annotation, cellular component: cytoplasm. Bases 70 to 1650 code for a protein of 526 amino acids. Lineage: Eukaryota; Metazoa; Chordata; Actinopteri; Atheriniformes; Melanotaeniidae.